GUGGACCCUCUGAGUCACAGUGAGGUCAAGACAAACAGCAGCAGCAGCAUCAUCGGCAUCCGCUCAUGCAGCGGGGGGAGGACGUCAUGUCUGGCGGGUGACGUGGUCUGGUUCCUCUGCGUCACCCGGGCACUUUGAACCCUCCACCGACUCGCACAGGCGACAAGUCAACGCCCUCGUCUGGUGUGCAGGAGGUCGUGGCUUCGAUCCCGACCCUGGCGUCUGUUUAUUUGGAGUUCGCGAGUGCUCCCCGUGAUCACGUGUACUUUUCUCCGAGUCCUCCAGUUUUUCUAUCCACAUUUAUACACGUGCUUUUGAAGUAUUUGACUGCUAUACAAUUUCCACGUGAUAAGCCACUUCGUUGAGCUAUCGUUUGUGGCCAGGUCGCUUCUGAAAAAGCGCUAGAUAGCUUAGCGGGAGAGUUGUAGGCGUGGGGAGGCCCUCUUCCAGCAGUGGAUUGUCAACAAGGGCCCGACACAAACACGAACUGCGGUUAGACGUGUCCCCAGGUGUGUGGUUAGGUGUGCCCGUGAGACGACAACACAAGGGCCCCCUAACAACAGUGAACUUUCCUUUGUGUUUCACCAAGAAAUGAAUUGGGGUUGGAGCUUCCGCGGAUUUCUCUGCCGUGCGUGACAGACAAAGAGGAGGUGACGCGCACGGCGUCUUCGGCCCCUCACCUGAGUGUCGGUGCGAACUCGCCCCGCCCUGCAGCGCCACGCGAACUCGGCACUCACUCGUCAACACGCAGCUCUCAUACCCAGUGGACUUACAGGUGUGACCUGAUACAGGUGAAGCCCAGAGAACAGACGCAGGAACCCAGGACACUCCCCACUCCUCUCGCCACCGCGUUCCUCUCGGCGGGGGUUCGACUGGGACCCCGGCUCCACAUGGGGUCUCACGGCGGGCCCCUCCUCCUCUCGCUCAUUCUUCUCGCGGCCGUGGCGGCCGUGGCGGCCCUGGGUUCGGAGUUCAACUUCACUGCUGGACCUCGCGUGUCUGUUCCUCAGAGAGAACUGAAGGGGGUCCUCGUGUGGACUGACCUCUCCGUGGAGGAGAACGCCUCCACUGCGGGGAGUUCCUCGCAGCUGCUCGAGUUGGAGGGGCUGCUGCUGCUGGGCGGGCGGGACGCGAUACACGUGCUCGACGCGAGCAACGUGAGCCGCCCCGUGGCUCCGCCGAUCGUCUGGGCUCCGUCGCUGUCCGAAAAAUCUGAAUGCUCCAGCAAGGGACCCAUGAUGGAGGAGUGUGCAAACUACAUCCGCGUGCUGCACCGGCUCAAUGACUCCCACCUCUUCACGUGCGGCACACACGCCUUCAACCCGCAGUGCGCCUACAUCCGCACCACCCCCAGGCCCCUGCAGCUCCUCCCGGCGAUGGAGGCAGGACGCGGGCGCUGCCCCUACAGCCGGAGCCAGGGGGCAGCCUCCGUGGUGCUGGAUGGUGAGAUCUACACCGCCACGUCCAACAACUUCCUGAGCACCGAGUACGUGGUGGCGCGCUCCCUCGGGGGGCGGACUCCCCUCAAGACGGAACUUCUCAACGACUGGCUCAGCCAUCCGGACUUCGUGUUCCUGGGCGCGGUGCGGGAGAGUGAGGAUAGCGAGGAUGGCGAUGACGACAAGGUGUACAUCUUCUUCAGCGAGAGGGACAGGGACACGAGGGCCAUGGUGGCCAGCGUGGCACGCGUGUGCAAGGGAGACCUCGGGGGGCUGAAGGCCCUGCAGAAGCGGUGGUCGUCCUUCCUCAAGGCCCGCGUGGAGUGCACGCUGCCCGGCUCGCUCGGGCCGCUGCAGAAAAUCCGCUCUGUGUUUUACCAUCAGGCCGGGCCGUCGUGGCGCGACGGCCUCUUCUACGGAGUCUUUGAGUCCCAGGGGCCGUGGGGCCCCAUCUCGGCGCUGUGCCCGCUCCCCGUGUCGCGCCUACGUGACGUAUUCCAAGGCCCGUACCGCGAGUUCCACUCCGACAGCAUGUGCUGGAGUGCCCGCAGCACCAACAUCCCCUCCCCACGACCCGGAUCGUGCAUCACGAACGCCAUGCGCGCGCGGGGGAUCAAGAACUCCACGGACCUGCCCGAGCAGACCUUGACCUUUGCCCUGGAGCACCCCCUCAUGGCGCAGGCGGUGACCCCGGGGGGGGGCGCGGGCCCCAUCCUCGUGGCCCCCCCCGGGCUGCGCUACACGCAGGUGGCGCUGCUUCGGGUGCUGGACGCUAACGGCGCCCCCCGCGACCUCGUCUACCUGGGCACAGACUCAGGGCUGCUGCACAAGGCUCUGCUGGGUCCCCCGGGGCAGCCGGCCCACGUCAUCGAGGAGCUGCACCUCUUCAGUGACCCACAGCCAAUCAGCAGCCUGCAGAUCUCGCACGACAAGACGCGGCUCUUCGUGGGGAGCGGGCACGCGGUGGCACAGGUGGCGCUGGGGGGCGCCGCGUGCGGGCGCUACCCCUCGUGCGCCGACUGCGUUCUCGCGCGUGACCCCACGUGCGCAUGGGACGCUAAAUGGGGCUGUGUGGGGGUGCUGGACAACGGAGGAUACCGCAUCCAAGAUGUGGAGAACGGGGACGUGGGGGAGUGCGCCGAGAAACAGGCCACCCCCACCGUGACCCCGGUGCUGGCCGCUCUCGGGGGCAGCGCGUUCCUGCCCUGCCCGAUGCCCUCGGCUCACGCCCACGCCCGCUGGCUCCACGAGGGGCGCCAGCUGCGGCGGCCGCCGCCCUCCGAGGCCCCGGCCUGGCGGGCCCUGCCGGACGGCCUCCUGCUGCUGGCGCUGGGCCGCGAGCGCUCCGGCGUGUACGAGUGCUCCGCCCUGGAGCGCCGCUCGCACCGCGCCGUCGCCGCCUUCUCUCUGACCGUCUCCGACGACGCCCUGAAUCUCUGCCGCCCCGAGGGAUCCCGCUCGGCGUUAGCCGGCGGCGGCGCGUGGAAAAGCUGGGUCGUCCCGAUCGCGGCGGCGGCGGCGACGGCGGCGACGGUGGCGGCGGCGGCGGUGGCAGUGCGAAGGUGGAAGAGGAGCAGGAGGGUGACGAUCGGCGAGAGCGGCGGCGGCGGGGGGGGCCGCUCGUACCGGCCGCACCGACGGCGGCGCGAGCAGCGGCAGUCGCGCGUGCCGCUGGUGGGCAGCGAGGACGUGGCGCUGCUGGCCUCGUACCGCGCCUCGCUGCGCCACUCCGCCGCCCCACAGUUCGCCGGCGCCGAGCCGCCGCCGGACGGGAGCCGCGCCAACGGGGAGCUCCGCGCCAACGGGGAGCUCCGUGCCAAUGGGGAGCUCCGCGCCAAGCGUCGUCCGCCGGUGGCGCUUCCGCUGCCUCCCCCGCCGCUGCCCCCCCCGCCGCCGCCGGCCAUCCCGUACCGCGAGCGGCUGGUGAAGGUGUCGCCGCGGCACGGCGGGAGCGGGAGGCUGAGCAUCGUGGCGGGGAGGGCUCACGAGAGCGCCCCCCCCCCGCUGACGCACUACGGCAGCGGGGAGGAGGUCACGGGCGACGGGGGGCAAGAGUCCACCGUGUGAGCCGGGCCGGACUCGACUCAACAGAUCUGGCACGUGGCCGAGGGAUGAGCAGGGCCGGACCGGAUAUUUUCUGGGCCACUGCUGGAGUGGAGUUGGUCGCACGCGACGAGCCACGGCCAACGUGAGAGGUGCUGUGGAUGUGGUGUGCCGGAUGCAACAAUAUGUGCAGGUCGCCAACCCGGACAGACCCGGUGGAUAGCUAAGCCUUGGGAAUGAGAGAUACGUUAUUGUGGUUGUUAUUGUGGUUGGUGUUGUUGAGUGCGAGGUGGGGUGUGCAUUCCUGUGGCUCUGCCCAUACACUCCCAGAGUUUUAUUCAACCUGGUGGGGAUCCCCAUUGGGUCUACUUGGCCUGAAAUGAGUCCGAUUGGUGCUAGUAGUGGUCAUGAAACCGUCAAAGCCGGAGAGACAAAGGCGGCUAGGCAUGCGUGGCCAUUCCGACCUUUCCACCUCGCCCACCACCACGUCCGCUCUGCGUUUGCCUUAAUCGGCGGCUCGCUAACCCGCACUCGAUUUGCAUGCGGCUCAAUCUCCCGGAAUGCACCUUUUAGUGCUUGGACGUGAAACUGCCUGGGAGUCACAGAUGCUAUAGGCUCGGGCUCCGAGGUGGGCAGGUGAUGGCAGUACGGAAAUGUAUUCUUGGAUCCAUAUGUGCGGAGUUUCGAACGGUGGAGGUGGUCUCGCCAGAGCGAGGCCUGCCGGGCGGGUAGCCCGCGGGCGAGUGGCGACUCGCCCCGCGCUCCUCCUCUUCCACCACCACGGGGGGGUGAGCAGGGGGGCGGGGGGAGGGA
Messenger RNA from Lethenteron reissneri (Far Eastern brook lamprey), 4295 nucleotides. Its product is annotated as semaphorin-4C-like. The record is from RefSeq and is a predicted model, not a curated record. Gene Ontology annotation, cellular component: synaptic vesicle membrane; plasma membrane. Lineage: Eukaryota; Metazoa; Chordata; Hyperoartia; Petromyzontiformes; Petromyzontidae. Gene Ontology annotation, biological process: axon guidance; neural crest cell migration; semaphorin-plexin signaling pathway. Gene Ontology annotation, molecular function: chemorepellent activity; semaphorin receptor binding.